Hymenoscyphus albidus is the source of this 414-nucleotide messenger RNA. The record is from the annotation of a GenBank genome assembly. NCBI's taxonomy places the organism in Eukaryota, Fungi, Ascomycota, Leotiomycetes, Helotiales, Helotiaceae.
AUGAUCAAACUCCUCUCUGAAAAUUCGAUCCCUCAAGCAUUAGAAGGCUACAAAAUCUUCGCUGAAACACAACGAAAAGUACUUUUUCCCUUUCAACUUCAUCCACCCAUCUCCCCUCUACCACCCCGUCAAACAUACAACCCUCUCUUCUCUCUUCCCUAAUUGGCUUCUUCUCAGGACGGCAAACCAUAUAUCCUCUCCAUGGAAGCAGGGCCUGCCAACGGCCACGUCCGCGACCAAGGCUUCAAUUUUGUAGCCAAGAAUGUUUUCAAAGACAAGGCAGAUAUGGAGUUCUUUGAGGUGGAGUGUGAGGGCCAUAAAGGUUUUAGGGCUUAUUUGAAGGCAAAAGCACCUGUGGUGGAGGGGGGACUCAUGGUUUGUUGGUUUGAGAGCGGGUUUAGUUAUGCUAUAUGA